CCAGCCGCGAGUGACGCCAGACUGGAAGAUCCGUUCCCAUGGCUGCCUUCCAGGGGAGCCAAGGGUAGCGAGGCGGUCGCUUCUCGCUCUUUCGACUGGCUCAUCCAGCCCAUCGGGCAGGAGCGCUUCUUCAGGGAGCUGUGGGAGCAGAAGCCCCUGCUUGUGAAGCGGCAUCAGCCGGGCUUCUACGGGGACCUGAUGAGCUGCCAGCAGUUGGACCGCAUCCUCAGGGAGAGGCAGCUGUACUUCACGGAGAACGUGGACCUGACGACGUACCGCGGCGGCGUGCGAGAGACGCACAACCCGCCGGGACGCGCCCACGCCGCCGUGGUGUGGGACUCUUUCCAGCAGGGCUGCUCGGUGCGCCUGCUCAACCCCCAGACCUACAGCCGCCAGUUGUGGAGGCUCUGUGCCACCCUGCAGGAGUUCUUCGGCAGCAUGGUCGGGGCCAACCUGUACCUGACACCGGCGGGUUCCCAGGGGUUUGCCCCCCACUACGACGACAUCGAGGCCUUUGUGCUGCAGCUGGAAGGACAGAAGCUCUGGCGGGUGUACGCUCCCAGGGACCCCAGUGAGGAGCUACCCCGGUUCUCCAGCGGCAACUUCACAAAGGAGGAAGUUGGGGAGCCCCUGCUGACAACCUUGCUGGAGCCUGGGGACUUGCUCUACUUCCCCAGGGGAUUCAUACACCAGGCAUGCACGGGCGAGACCAGCCACUCGCUUCACCUGACCCUAUCCACCUGCCAGCGUAACACGUGGGGGGACCUGCUCGAAAAGGCCCUGCCCACGGCACUCCAGCUGGCGUUGGAAGAAGACGUGGACUUCCGCAGAUCACUCCCGAGAGACUACCCCAGCGUCAUGGGAGUGGCGAAUGCAGACUUGGCAAAUCCCCGGCGGGAGGCUUUCCUGGCGAAGAUGCGCGGCCUGUUCGAGCGCCUCUGGGACUUUCUGCCCGUGGACGCGGCGGCAGACCAGAUGGUCAAGGCACACCUGCAUGAGGCACUGCCUCCCCUCUUGUCCCAGCAGGAGCGCGAGUGCAGCGUCCACGGAGGAGAGCGCUGGCACGAGGGACGAGUCGUAGACGUGCAGGAACUGGAGCCGGACACGGCCGUGCGGCUGGUGCGACGCAACGCCGUGCGGUUGGUGGUGGAAGAAGACAGCGUCCGCCUCUACCACUCGUUGGACAACAGCCGCGUGUACCAGGAACGCGACCCCCAGUGGGUCGAACUGGACGCGGAGCGUGCCCCCGCGGUGGAAGCCCUCCUCCACGCCUACCCGGGCUACCUCCGCAUCCAAGAGCUGCCCCUGGAGGGCCCCACCGAGUGCAUGGAGCUGGCCUCCCUGCUGUACGACCGCGGACUGCUGCUGACGCGGGAGCCGCUCGAUCCCGUCGAUUACGACGACGACGACUAGGGCGUCCUCUCGUUCGUCGGUCAUGUGCACUGCAAGAGCCACCAGGGGUCGCUGACCGCGACGACUACUAUGGUCCGCUGCGGGUCAAGAAAACCAGGACAGGCACCUCCCACAAAGCCUCCACUGUUUUCACUUCAGCAGAGCGAAUGCUGCAAAGAAAAGUGGAGAGGAGGAAACAACCAAUCACGGUGACCAAGAAGCGUUAUGGGAGAGGUUUGUUCCGCUUUUCUUAACCCGCAACGGGCCAUUGUUGGUUGCAUGCACGGAGUUUGUCAGCCACCCAAUGACUACAACGACCCCUUUUUCGAUGGGUUUCUCAGUUCGUCGGCGACUGAAUUUUUUUUGCGGCGUGGCCCCGCUUGCGACUUGGACCCCUUCUUCUUCUCCAUGUCGAGCUUGGGUGCCUCGGUCCGAGUGUGCCAAACCAGGACCUGCGGGAAGGGUACCGCUCUGUAGCAUGCUCUCGAGGGGCAGAAUUAAACCAUGUACAAGUGAGACACGAAGGCGGUCACAGCUGGUGGGAAGGACUUGGAAGGAAACCCUCGUCAACGCCUCGGAAUGACAGCCGGCGUUUUGCCGUAACACUCAACUCGUGCAGCUUCCUCAGCUCUUUGAGCAAAACGUCGGCUGCCACUCUCAAAAGGAAGUUGUACACGAUUUCAGCGCACGCUAGCGUCAAAUUUAGUGCUUGCGUUAGCACACGCUACGUUAGAGUUUUAUAAUAGCGUUCCUCCGCCGCAACCGAAACGCCCAAGCAUCUCGCGCUUGCAAUGCGACCAAGAUACAGUAGCAAGUUUUAUUUCACGCACAAAAUGCUCUGUUUCUGGGUCGAGAGUAACAUUUUAGAUUUGUUUAGAUAUCAUGUCUGCUUGCGUCACCUUGGCGAGAGGGCUCUCAUGUACUGGCUUUUGCCAAAAAACGUCUGCGCGUCGCAAGCAGCAAGUUGCCGGCGAUCGUUGCCCACCUUGCUGGACCUUCCAAAUCGUUUGUUACAUGUGCCUCCUGUGGGAGCGCAAUGUCGUCCUGUAUGGAAAACCGCAGCCGCACGGAUGUCGCUGACGUUGCACUUACGGGAGCCGCUAUUUUCUAAAACUGCUCGUCUUGGCUUUAGCCAACUUCUCGUGAACCACGAAUCGGCCUUGGAGAAACGCACUCUUUGGUUAUGCACGCAAUUUCGGAAGCAUGGCGCACACAAAGUGGCAGCAAGCUAUUUUGGAACUCCCUAAGAACCCAAAAGGGGACAUCUUUGAAGCCCCUGAGUAACAGCUCAUGUUUUGCCAAGAUUCAGCUUCUGAAGCUGAAGCUGAGUCUUAGAGAGCUUCCGAGAGGUUCCUUUGCAAAACGUGGGCGUGCAGCAAACUACGAAGAGAUUAAAUGUGUUUCAUUUCUGUUGUUACGAAUACCUAAAUGUUUUAUUACACUGAAAACUGCUUUCCAAAAGUUUUGCGUGUCGUCGUCUUUGCUGAAAAUUUGCUCAUGAAGGGAAUCAAUGGAACAUGUCUACUGAAGACUUAUAAAACCUGUUGCUCCAAACUAACCUCAA
Messenger RNA from Ixodes scapularis (black-legged tick), 2956 nucleotides. RefSeq names its product bifunctional lysine-specific demethylase and histidyl-hydroxylase NO66 (gene NO66). Gene Ontology annotation, molecular function: histone H3K4 demethylase activity; histone H3K36 demethylase activity. The coding region runs from base 199 to 1413 and encodes 404 amino acids. The record is from RefSeq and is a predicted model, not a curated record. Gene Ontology annotation, cellular component: nucleolus. NCBI's taxonomy places the organism in Eukaryota, Metazoa, Arthropoda, Arachnida, Ixodida, Ixodidae. The transcript is spliced from 11 exons.